AUAGGCGGCGAAGUGCAGCACUCGAAGUCUGUUGGUUAAAGAGUCUAUGUUCAGCUCGUUCGAUCUACGUACGUUCUAGUACGGUCGGAAGAGUCAGCACAGGUGCAACAAUCUACGAGGUCUUCUACUGGACAAAGAGAAUGACUGACUCUUUACUAAUGGACUUCGUCAGUUUUCCACUAGAAGAGAACACGACAUUGUUACCAAAUAAUGUGUCUGUGCCAAACAAGACCAAUAUGACGGGACCCCCUUCUAGUCUUUACACCGCUACUGUGAGAAGAGCCUUCGUUAUUGCGACUGGCAUUCCCGCUGGAGUAGAGACAAUUCUUUGCACGUUGGUUCUUUAUGCUGCUUUUCGCGUAAAAGCUUACCAUUCUGCGUUGAACUUUCUGGUGGUAAAUGCUGCAGCUGCUGAUCUGCUACGUGGAAUUCAUGGCUUCUUUGGUCCUCCAUUGUUCUAUGAUACGUUGGACUAUACAAGUGUAAACAAGGGACUAUGUGUAUGCUACAUGUGGACUCAUAUCAUGCAGUAUUGCUGGUCUAUGUGGUCCAUCGCUUUGAUUGCGUACAGUAGGUACGAUCUAGUAGCAAAUCCAUUUAGGAAGGUGGUGACCAAGAAAAUAGCCAUCAUUGCCGUCUUUGCUAUUCUCAUUGAAGGAAUCAUAUUUGCUAGUCUUCCUCUGAUGGGAUGGAAUAGCUACGGUCUAAUUCCUUUGCAACCGGGAAGUUUAAAAUACCGUUGUUCUGUCGCUGAUAAGAGACUAUCUAGUGGUCACAAAGCUUUCUUGCCUGUUUUUUAUGGAGUCAACUAUCUUCUACCGCUAAUUGUUGUCGUCGUAAGUUACGGUCUUAUUGUUCCCAUUGCUAUUCGACAAAGAAGAAGACGACUGGUUAGGGUAUCUUCAAGCAUCUUAUCCGGUUAUUCUAAUGGAUUGGAAGAAACACCUACACGCAGAAAGUCCAUUCAAGCCUCUGGUUGGUCUACCUCUAGCUCGUCAAGAUUGAGACGUGGUAGCGACAGUGUAGGUGCGUCUGACAUUCUUCGAUCUAGAGCAUUUUGCUAUGUGACUGUCAUUGUCGUCAGCAACGUCGUUCUCACCACGCCUUUUGCAGCGGCUGAGUUGCUUCGCUUAUUGGACAUUGUCGACGUCAAUGUUCUAGUCAUUCCUGUUGUAAAGCUUGUGUUUGCUCUCAAUUUUGUGGUUAACUCGUGCUUCUACGUUCUCUGGGUUCGCGACUUUCGUCAUGGCUUGUUGAACACUCUUGGAUGCUCAUCAUUUUUUCGGCGUCGACGUUGGAGAAAGAACUACAGCAAUUCUUCAAAGAGUGAAACCAAUUCGACCGGAAAGCACGGUGAACAAAGAAUUUUGAAGUCGAACAGACAUUGCACAACUAAAGAGGUGAAAACACUACAAGAAACGUCUGUCUAGUACAGUAUACAGGAUGUGACCUUUCUAUGGUAUUCACUUAAUUAAUUAAUUGUAUGGCCACCUACUAAAGACUACCAACUAUGUAGUGCUGCGUUUUGUUAUUUUAUUAUAUAUGCUCUUAGAGUUGCUAAACUAUCGAUAUUUAACACAAUGGUUUAACUAGGUUACUUUAUUUUUAUUUCUAAAUUUAAUUAAACCAGUAGCUAUUUUAUUAAAAGCUGUCAUUAAUAAAAAAUUAGAAGU
Molecule: messenger RNA, 1673 nt
Organism: Corticium candelabrum
Lineage: Eukaryota; Metazoa; Porifera; Homoscleromorpha; Homosclerophorida; Plakinidae
Product: alpha-1B adrenergic receptor-like
Exons: 2
Coding region: 141-1430 (429 amino acids)
Biological process (GO): G protein-coupled receptor signaling pathway
Cellular component (GO): membrane
Molecular function (GO): G protein-coupled receptor activity
Source: RefSeq, a predicted model, not a curated record